CUACCUAGGUACCAAUUUCGAAGCACGGAACUACCGAACGGUGGUGGUUGUGGUUUUAUUUCGAUAGACUGAUGGCUUUGUAAAAUCGUAGUUUUAUGAUCUAUUCGUGAAUUAGCUUUAACUUUAUAUUUGUACAAUUAUGCCCGACAAAUGCUAUUUGUCUUGUACUAAUGUACAAUUUAUUUUACUACAAAAAUGAAAAUGUGUCAGCGCUCAUCAACAAAUGGUGUUAUAGCAGAGUGUUCAGUCGUCAUGUAAAGGAGGUUAGAACUAUCAAUUGAAAAUUAAGUAGGAGCUAGGCUUUUGUGGAGUGUUUGUGUAGUGAAGAAGUGAUAUUAUCUGGUGAAGGUGAUAAUUCAGACUCAAAAUGGCGGAUCUCGAGGCUGUGCUGGCCGACGUCAGCUACUUGAUGGCAAUGGAGAAGUCGAAAUGCACUCCAGCAGCUAGAGCAAGCAAAAAGAUUGUUUUACCGGACCCAAGUGUACGGAGUGUUAUGCAUAAAUAUAUGGAAAAGAAGAAUGAAGUAAAUUUCGACAAAAUAUUUAAUCAAGUUUUAGGUUACUUAUUAUUUAAGGAAUUCUGCGAACAAACGUCAGAAGAACCAGUGCCACAUUUAAAGUUUUACGAAGAGAUUAAAUUAUUUGAAAAGCAAGAAUGUGUUGAAGAGAGGCGGCGAAUCGCGAGGGACAUUUAUGAUAAUUUUAUUAUGAAAGAACUCUUAGCUCAUUCCCACGAUUAUUCUAAAGAGUGUGUAGCGCAUGUACAGAAAUAUCUAAUGAAACACGAAGUACCACCGAAUCUCUUUGAGCCGUACAUUGAAGAGAUUUUUCAACAUUUAAGAGGGGAGCCUUUUAAGAAUUUUCUAGAAAGCGAUAAGUACACGAGAUUUUGCCAAUGGAAAAAUUUAGAAUUGAACAUACAGUUAACAAUGAAUGACUUUAGUGUCCAUCGUAUUAUCGGACGAGGAGGCUUCGGCGAAGUAUAUGGAUGCAGAAAGGCGGAUACGGGGAAGAUGUACGCCAUGAAAUGUCUGGAUAAGAAACGCAUCAAGAUGAAGCAAGGCGAGACGCUCGCACUCAAUGAGCGGAUAAUGCUCUCUCUAGUCAGUACCGGGGUGGACUGCCCGUUCAUAGUAUGUAUGACGUAUGCGUUCCACACUCCAGAUAAACUUUGCUUCAUACUGGAUCUUAUGAACGGCGGGGAUCUGCACUACCAUUUGUCGCAACAUGGCGUCUUUAAUGAAGCUGAAAUGAAAUUUUACGCUGCUGAAGUUAUAUUAGGUCUAGAGCACAUGCACAAACGUCACAUCGUGUACAGAGACUUGAAGCCGGCGAAUAUCCUGCUCGACGAACACGGCCACGUGAGAAUAUCCGAUUUGGGUCUCGCAUGUGAUUUCUCCAAGAAGAAGCCGCAUGCUAGUGUCGGCACGCACGGCUACAUGGCGCCCGAGGUCCUCUCCAAGGGCACGGGCUACGACUCGUCCGCGGACUGGUUCAGCUUCGGCUGCAUGCUGUACAAGCUGCUCAAGGGCCACUCGCCGUUCCGCCAGCACAAGACGAAGGACAAGCACGAGAUCGAUCGGAUGACCUUGACCAUGAAAUAUAAUGUCUACCAGAAUGUGGAGCUGCCGGAGUCGUUUAGCCCGAGCCUGCGCAGUCUGCUCGAGGGGCUCUUGCAACGGGAUAUCAAUAAGCGGCUCGGAUGUAAGGGAAGAGGUGCCGACGAGGUAAAAGAGCACGUGUUCUUCGCCGGCAUCGACUGGCAGCAAGUGUACCACCAAAAGUACACGCCGCCGCUGAUCCCGCCCCGCGGCGAAGUUAACGCGGCCGACGCGUUCGAUAUCGGCAGCUUUGAUGAGGAGGACACUAAGGGGAUUAAGCUAACGGAAGCAGAUCAAGCUCAAUACAAGGACUUCCCCCUAGUGAUAUCGGAGCGCUGGCAGUCUGAGGUGGCUGAAACUGUAUUCGAAACAGUCAACCAGGAAGCCGAUAAGAUGGAACACAAGAAGAAGUCCAAACAGAAACAGAAGUUUGAUGCAGAUGAGAAAGAAUCCGAUUGCAUUCUUCACGGUUACAUAAAAAAGCUGGGCGGGCCGUUCGCCAGCGCGUGGCAAACCCGUUAUGCCAAGCUGUAUCCCAACAGACUCGAGCUGCACUUGGAGAAUAGCGCUAAACCUGAAAUGAUUCUGUUGGAUAUCGUCGAAGAUGUCUCUUCUGAUCUGGUAUCAGUUAAGGGUGAACAGUGUAUCGUGCUUCGCACUAGGAAUGACACUAAGAUUGUCCUCACCAAUACGGACGAGAUAGGUCUAAAGGAAUGGGCACUAUCACUGCGCUCUGCGCACAAGUGUUCCCAAGAACUAUUGGCGUCGAUGGCGAAGAAGGCCGGUAAAAUUUACGGCACAGAUGGUGCAAAGGAGUCGAUGGCUCUCGGGCGCCCGCCACCGGCCGCUUCCCCGGCGCUCACGAGAGCCCCCAACGGGAACAACUAGCACGAGCUUUCCGCGCCCAAUAAGGGCGCGAAGAUGUUCCGCCGCUCCAAGAGUGCGGCGCAACUUAUCAAGUGAACCGUUGUACCGAGUGAACUGUGACGCGCCGGUCUCGCGCUCGCGUAGUGUAAAGUGUAUGUGUCGUGGUUGUUGUGCGAGUGCUGCUAAACACGAACAUGGCGCGGAUCGCCCCGCAGUUUAGCGGCGCCCGCUCCCCUCAGGUAAGCCACGCCCGAAGCCAAUACGCUGACGUUGCGGCUCAUAGAGCCACAAACUAUAGUGAUAAUUAGGACUGCCAAUUAUUACUAAAUGAAUGCUGUUCGCAUUUUUUUAUUGUUGUUCGAAGUAUGUGAUAGAACCGAUCAAAUUUACGGAAAUUAAUAAUAAUGUAUGAACUCGAUUUCGUUUACCUUGCAGUAAACUUUCAACUGUGGAAAAUAUUGUUUUUUAUAAUUGUUUGCACCGAUUGAACUUUGUAAUUAUAAAUGUUCUGGAUGUUGUAUUUAAAUGUGGUAGGUACUGUAAAGAAUAAUUAAUGUAAUGUUGAUUAGAUAAAUAUAGCAUUUACAUAAUUAUCUGUUUUGUGCAAUAGGACAAAAUUUAUAAAAAAAAUGUAAUUAUGAUUCCUAUGUAAAUUAACAUUAGAAUGUUGUGACAUUUUAAAGUCAAAAUUAAGUAAUGUAUUAAUUAUUAUAGAUGCUUCAAAUAUUCAACUAAUAUUCUAAUUAGGAUUUAGCACUCUGUUACAUCUCUGACUAUUGCACAUAGAAUAAUUUAAUCAAUAUUUUAUUCAGAUGCUGAAUUUUAUUUUAUACAUCUGAUGGCUCUCUUGUGCAAUUUUUUUAUUAUGAAUAUAAAAGUUCCUUUUUAUCAAGAUACAGGACUACACAUUAUUUAUUGAAUUGUACUUAAAUAAUAGAUUUUCCAUUCUUGUUAAUAACUACUAUAUCUUUAGUUUUCUUGUUAUUUAUUUACAUAGAAGUAAAUGUAAGUAGCUGUAAUUUUUUAAUCCAUUCAUGCAAAUUAUAGAGGCAAUAAUCAUUUAACAAAGUAAAAGCGUGACAAGUAACAACAAUAGUGAUAUUUAAAGUGUUUAGAGAAUUUUUUAAACAUUCACUAUGUAUAGUUUACUGAAUAUACCAACAUUUUUCUACUGUUUUCUUUAUACUAUAGAAUAUGACUGCAGAUAAAUUAACCAUUGCAAUAAUGAUUCAACUUAAUAGAGGGCUUAUAUGCCUGAUGCAGAUUUAGAAGUACAUAUUAUGGUCUUAUAUCAUAUAAAUUUUAUACAUGUUCUUUUUUAUUAUACACAAUUGUGCAUUUUAGAAAACAUAAAAAAUAUGUCUCGUGUUUAGUCAGGUGUUUGAAAAUGUAUUCUCUAAAACAUGUUCACAUUUAUUUAUAUUUUUUUUCUUGGAUUUUAUAUACAUUUUACUGAAAGGAGAAUAAAGAAAAAAUAUUCAAUAAUUCCAAUUUUAAUGUUUGUAUCCGUAAAUAUUAAAUAGCUUAGAUGAUAGUAAAGAUGAAAACAAUAUAAUGAUAAGAAAUUCUGUAAGAAUAGACUUUUUAUAUAAAUUCAUAAUUUAUGAACUCCAUUAUGAAAAUAUGUUAUAAUUCAUGGGCUGAACUUGUGUUUCAAUAUAUAAUAUGUGUUUUGAUAGUUUGAUUUCUAUAAGUACAAAGAAAGACAAAACAACAGUUUUUUAAUUCUAAGUAUUCUAAAACCACAUGGUUUGACCUACUAUCAUAACAUACUUAAAACAAAUAAUUAUAAUUGUAUUUCUCUAAGAUCAAUUUAAAUACUCAAAUUAGGAACAAAUCUAUUCACAACACACUGUUAUAUAUUUAUUAUAAGGUAAGGUUUAAUAUAAAUAUUAACUUUAGUGUAUUUUAAACUAGAACUGGUGAAUGUUUAGGUGUAUUUCAUAUAACAUUUUAAGAACUAUUCACUCAAUAUCAAAAUUUUUAUCUAUUACAUCCAAAUUCUAAUAAUACAUCACAGUUUUUAGCUUAGUUAAUAAUAUGAUAUAUUUUCUAACUUUCAUACUUUGAUAGUAAAUGUUAAUUUUGAUGGUAUUGCAUAAUUAGUGUACUAUCAUUUAGGUUUUUAAAGCUUCACAUUUCAUCUAAAAUGUAUGUUUAUUGUGAAAAUGAAAUUUAUAAUUAGAAAAUGUGAUUGAUUUAUCUCAAUAGGAUAUAAAAUACAUUAGAUGCUAGUCAAUUAAAUUUAAAAACGGGAUUAUUGAUUGAGUGUAGAUGAAGUAAUGAUAGUGGUUUAACAGUAUUAUAGGUUAGCUGGUGAGAAGUGUGAUGUAAUCAUUUAAUUCUUUUGUAGACAAUGCUGAAUAGAUCGACUUCUUCACAAUUUUAUAUCAAUGUAUAUCACUGCUUUUGCUUAUGAAUUGUUUAUAUUUUUGUAUACAUAUUUUUUCUUUAUAUCUGUGUUAUAUAUUUACACGUUUUUAUUAUGUUGAAUCACAUAAUAUGACUUUUGUAUACACACAAUAUCUUCCAAUAUGCAUACUGUGACCAUUUAAAAUAAUAUACUAUAUAAGAUGUUACAUAUUAUUUUAAAGGUCGGAACUAUAGUUCUUAACAUUCCUCUAUGCCAAAUAAGUAAUAAUGAAUGGAUGAUGAAAUUGCAUUUAACUAUAUAUUCUGUUUUUAUUUUUGAAUACUUUUGUCUUAUUGUGCACUUACUUCCAUGCAAUACGUUGCUUAGAUAUUGGGUAAAUUUUGUAUUAGCGUAUAGGACAAGUGUAAGUAGCUAAAUCUGCAUCAGACAUUGUGUUAUCGUAGAAACCUCUGUUAGAAAAUAUUUUUAUUGUGAACCUACAUUAUAUGUAGUAAAUUGUUUAUUUAAUCA
Molecule: messenger RNA, 5351 nt
Organism: Colias croceus (clouded yellow)
Lineage: Eukaryota; Metazoa; Arthropoda; Insecta; Lepidoptera; Pieridae
Gene: Gprk1
Product: G protein-coupled receptor kinase 1
Exons: 16
Coding region: 368-2488 (706 amino acids)
Biological process (GO): G protein-coupled receptor signaling pathway; regulation of signal transduction; protein phosphorylation
Molecular function (GO): ATP binding; G protein-coupled receptor binding; G protein-coupled receptor kinase activity
Source: RefSeq, a predicted model, not a curated record